Salvelinus fontinalis (brook trout) is the source of this 1292-nucleotide messenger RNA. Its product is annotated as P2Y purinoceptor 12-like. Gene Ontology annotation, molecular function: G protein-coupled purinergic nucleotide receptor activity. The transcript has 3 exons. Lineage: Eukaryota; Metazoa; Chordata; Actinopteri; Salmoniformes; Salmonidae. The record is from RefSeq and is a predicted model, not a curated record. The coding region runs from base 162 to 1286 and encodes 374 amino acids. Gene Ontology annotation, cellular component: membrane. Gene Ontology annotation, biological process: G protein-coupled receptor signaling pathway.
CAGAUUGACAGAUAUUUAAGUAGAGAGAGGUGGAUUUUAAUUCAUUUCACUGUCUUGAAGAAGCCCUGCAUCUCAGGCAGACUGUCGAACGAUUCCAAUCUGCUGAGAGAGAAGAAGUCUGUCUGAAUCUUCCCCCGGGGAGGGUAACAUCAGCCCUCGACAUGGACAACACAACACAAUUGGCCCUGACCCCUGUCAAUAACAACUUCACCAAGAGCAACUGUUCCCGUGACAACGUGCUGAAGACGGUGGUGUUUCCUGUUCUCUACUCCCUCCUCUUCCUGUUGGGACUGUUGCUCAAUGGCCUGGCAGUGUGGGUGUUCUUCAGCAUCCCCAGCCGCUCCCACUUCAUCAUCUACCUCAAGAACAUUGUGGUGGCAGACGUCCUCAUGACCCUCACCUUCCCCUUCAAGGUGCUGUCUGACUCCAACAUGGCGUCAGUGGGUCUGCGUGUCUUUGUCUGCCGUGUCUCCUCUGUGCUCUUCUAUCUCACCAUGUACAUCAGCAUCUUCUUCUUCGGCCUCAUCAGCAUCGACCGCUGCAAGAAGACCCUCCAGCCCUUCAAGGUGACCAACAAGGCCCGUUUGGCCCGCAGGAAGCUACUGUCUGUGGCUAUCUGGGCAUCCCUGCUGACCCUCUCCCUGCCCAACGUGAUCCUGACCAGCCACAGCCCCACCUCGGCCUACUUCAAGUGCAGUGGUCUUAAGACGGAGGCUGGGCUGCACUGGCAUGAGGUGGUCAACUAUGUGUGCCAGAUUAUCUUCUGGGGGACCCUGGUGACAGUGAUAGUGUGUUACACCCUCAUCACCAAAGAGCUGUACAGUUCAUACGCCCGAACCAGGGCUUGCCGUUCUAGCGGAGCCAUACACAGCGCUGGUACUGAUGGGGGUCAUGUUGAAGGGCAGCGCCAGUCCCGGAGGAAGAGCGUGAGUUCAAAUGUUUUCCUGGUGCUGGCCGUGUUCUUUGUGUGCUUCGUGCCGUUCCACUUCUCCCGCGUGCCGUACACCCUGAGCCAGACAAGGGUACACCUGUUUGACUGCAACCUCAAGCUGUUCUUCUUCCAGCUGAAGGAGAGUACACUCUGGCUGUCCUCCCUCAACUCCCUCCUGGACCCUCUCAUCUACUUCUUCCUGUGUAAGUCCUUCAGAACCACCCUGUUCAAGACCCUCCGUCUCCCACCUGGGACCUGCAGCUGGCUCACUGGGAGAGAGUCCGGCCCCAACACAGGGGAGGAUCAGAACCAAACACAGGAGACUCCCCUUGUAGACAAAUCUAUCUGUAUUUAGGUAACU